Molecule: messenger RNA, 909 nt
Organism: Bufo bufo (common toad)
Lineage: Eukaryota; Metazoa; Chordata; Amphibia; Anura; Bufonidae
Gene: MPPED1
Product: metallophosphoesterase domain containing 1
Exons: 6
Coding region: 1-909 (302 amino acids)
Molecular function (GO): hydrolase activity
Source: RefSeq, a predicted model, not a curated record
AUGGCGUACACCCAUUCGCACAUCAUGGCAUCAAGAAGGCAUCCGCCAAGUCGAGUGAUUAUUGAACUAGAUGAGUACAGCUCCAAUCCUACGCAGGCUUUCACGUUCUACAACAUCAACCAGGGACGAUUCCAGCCGCCCCAUGUUCAAAUGGUAGAUCCUGUACCUCAUGAUGCCCCAAAACCACCUGGGUAUACUCGAUUUGUCUGUAUUUCCGACACCCAUUCAAGGACCGAUCUCAUCCAAAUGCCAUAUGGAGAUGUUUUAAUCCACGCUGGAGACUUUACAGAGCUUGGGCUACCGAGUGAAGUGAAGAAGUUUAAUGACUGGCUUGGAGGCCUUCCGUAUGAGUAUAAAAUAGUAAUUGCCGGCAAUCACGAGUUGACAUUUGACCACGAGUUCAUGGCAGACUUAAUCAAACAAGAUUUCUAUUAUUUUCCUUCUGUGUCGAAACUGAAGCCGGAGAAUUAUGAAAAUGUUCAGUCUUUGCUCACAAACUGCAUCUAUCUCCAAGAUUCUGAAGUUACUGUGCGAGGAUUUCGGAUAUACGGCUCCCCAUGGCAGCCGUGGUUCUAUGGAUGGGGAUUUAACCUCCCCCGUGGGCAGGCUUUAUUAGACAAGUGGAACCUCAUUCCAGAAAGCACAGACAUCCUUGUAACACACGGACCACCCCUUGGAUUUUUGGAUUGGGUGCCAAAGAAAUUACAGAGAGUGGGAUGUGUAGAGUUAUUAAACACGGUGCAGAGGAGAGUCCAGCCGAGGUUACAUGUGUUUGGCCACAUACAUGAAGGUUAUGGCGUCAUGGCAGAUGGAACCACCACGUACGUCAACUCCUCAGUAUGUACUGUCAAUUAUCAGCCAGUAAAUCCUCCCAUAGUUAUUGACUUGCCGAACCCAAGGAACACGUGA